AUGCGUCUUGGCCGAGUGUGGAUUUUUGCGCCAGGACUUCGCGACGGAACCGCGAUCCGGUUCUCCCUCCGGUUGCCGCCGCCGCCGCCGCUGCGUGGCCGGCAGCAGACCUGCCCGGCACCGUUCCCUUCCCCGUCUUCGCCAGAAUGCACACGGACACCCGGACCCGGGUGCGGCCGCGACCUUCCGGCCGUGCCGAGGGACGUGUCCUCCCGUAACGCCUACACAGGCGUGUCGGUGGACCAGGGCGGAUGGACCGGGCGUGGCGUGGCCGGCGAGUGGACCCAGGACCGCCUCGGAGGAUCCGCCGGCGACCAGGAGCCUAGAAGGCGAGGUGUACCGAUCGACCGCCGCGGGCGGCGGCCGCGGUAUCGCGCUGCCGACACACAUAGCCACGUCACGCGCAUCGGACCCUGGUCUCUCACAUACACGAGCGACGAAGCGACGGUGCGCAUUUGA
Messenger RNA from Cinara cedri, 459 nucleotides. Lineage: Eukaryota; Metazoa; Arthropoda; Insecta; Hemiptera; Aphididae. The record is from the annotation of a GenBank genome assembly.